Molecule: messenger RNA, 4338 nt
Organism: Limulus polyphemus (Atlantic horseshoe crab)
Lineage: Eukaryota; Metazoa; Arthropoda; Merostomata; Xiphosura; Limulidae
Product: oral-facial-digital syndrome 1 protein-like
Exons: 7
Coding region: 25-3852 (1275 amino acids)
Biological process (GO): epithelial cilium movement involved in determination of left/right asymmetry
Cellular component (GO): ciliary basal body; centrosome
Source: RefSeq, a predicted model, not a curated record
GGAAUUUCAAGUUGCAGUACUCACAUGAUGGCUACCACUGCUUCUGAUAGUGCAACCAAGGCAAAAAGACACUCUCCUUCAAGUUUUAAUAAAGAGAAGUUACCAGGAAAGAUGACUUCAGAUGAGUUAAAGACAAAGUUAUACCAGAGAUUCCAGCAGCAAGGAGUGCUAGAUGAACUCCGUGCUCAUCUACGAGAGAGACUUGUUAAGGAACUCUAUAGUAUGUGUAGAAAACCACAUACACUGCCAAUGUCUAAGCAUGAAGAGUCUACAAACUCUGCUAUUAACAAUGAAAUCACAUUACCAUUACAAGUUGCAAACUGGAUGGUACAGCAUCAUCUACAUCAGAUGAAUUAUGUGUACACUUUAUCCACAUUUAUGACAGAAGGAGCAAUGUCAGUAUCUGGUUUACAGAGUCUAACUGUUCAUGACAUACUCAUUCUGUUAGGCAUAUUUCCUGAUUCUUCUGUCCACAAGAAACUGACUAGUAACAUUAAAAGUAGUAGCUUAUUUUACAAUAUCAUUCAGGAGGUCUUAAAUGAUAUAACUUCCAAACAAACUAAACAGACGAGCCAAACCCAGACUGAAAGAAUUCUGCUUACUCCUGAUUCACUUCAGGAUCCUCAUGAAUUACCAGUUGAAAACAGGCUACAAUCAAUUGAUGAUAUGCUGUAUGAGAGAAAAAGAAAAACAUUUGAGAGGAAAUCUUUGGAAGAGGAACUAAAAUCAGUUGAAAAACGGGUGUCAAACCAAUCAAGAUCAGAGAUGAAAAGUAUGUUUGAGGAUUUUCAGCAGGAGUUCAAUAAUAAGAUGAAAACAAGAAAUUCAAAUUUUGUCAAUGAUCUCAGCAUCAUAGAAAAAGAACUUGAGUCAAGCUAUCAGAGAAAGUUUGAUGAAAUGAUUGAUAAAGAAAACCAAAUAAGGGAAGAAGCAAAAAGACAGCAAAACAUAGUUCAAGAGGAGACACACCAUUUACGAGAACUUCUAUCAAAAGAACUAAAUGCUCUUCGGAGACGAGAAACCAAAAUGAUAGAAGAGCUAGAAAAUAAACGAAAGCAGUUAGUAAUGGAAGAAGAGGAACUGAAGCAGAAGAAAGAGGACCAUUUGCUUCGUGAAGAAAAGCUUUUCAAAAAAGAAGUUCAUUUGGAUAAAUUUAUUGAGACUAAAUUAAAGGAAUUUCAAGAAAAGGAAAGGUUCAAAAUGAAACAGAAGUUUGAAGAGCUAAACCAACUAGAGAAAAAGUUGAGUGUAAGAAACCAAAAUUUAGAAGAAGAAAAGCUGCAUCUUGAAGAAAUGAAAAAUGAACAAGAAACAAAAGACAGAAAGUUAAGAGAAUUACAGUUAAUCAUCAAAAGUUUGGAUAGUGAAAAGACUGCACUUGUUAAACAGAAUGAAGCUUUACUAAACAGAUUGGAAAUUUUGUCUGACCACAGUGUCCUCAAAACUGACCUGCGGUCAACCACCAAGGAACUGGCUUCUACUAGAACUUACCUUGAAGAUCUACAAAAGGAAUUAGAAAGUGAAAAAGCACAAGCUGCUGAAACUAUUCGUGAAUUAAAAUACAAACUUAACAAACCGUCAACAGAGGUGAGUAAGCUACAAAAAGAACUGGAACGUAUUAAAGACAGUCAUAAACUAGAUGAAGGAAUGUGGCAGGAGAGAAGGCAUCGUUUGGAGAGGGAAUUAGAGGACACCCAACGACUGGCACAAAGCAUCACUGUCCGGAAUGAACAACUGUUGAAGCAGAUUCAAGAUAUGAACCUGGUAAUCAGAGAUUUGAGGGAACAAGUACGAGAAGCUCAAGUUCAUGCUGAUGCCAAAUCUUUUAUUACAGCACAAUGUACUGAAACUCAGACACAACUACCCACAUCUUCAAGACUUGCAACAGACAUUGAAAUGCCUAUACACAAUAAAACAUCUUCGGUAGGACGUGCAAGCACCACCUUUCACCCACUUGGUUCAUUUUUCGAUACCUCAUUAUCAAACACCCAUCUUCCACCUGAGCUUCAGUUAGUUCCACCAACAUAUCCCUUUAUGAACCAAAGUUAUAUAAAGAAUGAAUCUGCUAAGUUUUUAUCUGAGGCCAAGCACAGGAUUAAAAGGCUACAGCAAGAAUCAGAAGUAUUAGAUAGCAGGUAUAAUCACUAUUUGCAAAACCGCUCUUUAGAUUCAUACUCAUAUUUAUUAAAAAAUGCUUCAUCUUCAUACAGAAUUCCACCAGACAAAGCAUUCUUAACAAAUGUGACCAGUGAAGAAGUCAUUCUAGAGAAAAAAGGAGAGCAUGAUAUGCAACAUGUAACAUUACCUGACAAGGUAAGCAGCAGUAUUCUUAACAAGACUAAAAAUUUCUUUAACCCAAUUUCAAAAUAUAUUCCUAAGGAUGAUGAUGCCAGUCCUACAGUAAGUACACCAGUAAAAGCUUCCAAAGGCAAACGUUUAAGCAAUAAUAGUUUAGAUUUAUUAAACAUGCAACAAAAGUUUGAUACAGUUAUGGGUGAAACUUCUGAAUGCAAACAACCAAUUGGGCCGCAAGAUUGUUUUAAAGAUCUCAAAUCACUUUUAGAACAUGAUUCUUCUGUUUCUAAAGAUAAAAACCCUGAUUCUUCCAGUCAGGACACAGAUGAAGAGAAAAGGUUAGGCCAGGCAACUUCCAAAGACUUAGAAAAUGAAGUGAGACAUGGUUUUGUAGAAUCAGUAAUUAAGCAAAAUACAGAAUGGAAAACCCAGCUACCAUUAACAUCUAAUAGUUCAGAAAUUAAUGAACCACCUGAAUUUAAAAAAAUACCAGUUAACUUGAAUGCAGCAUGGGAGAAUCAAAUGUCUAACUCAUGUAAAGAUUCAGAACUUACUAAAACACCAGUUAACUUGGAUAGUGCAUGGAAAUCCAAAAGAUCUACCUCUUCUAAACUUCUACCCAUUGAAGAACCAGUUAAUCUUGGUACAGAAUGGAAAACACAAAGGUCCGUUCCUUCUAAAAUACUACAAAGUGAACAGCAUUUGGAAAGUACUGAAGCUCCUAUUAAUCUUGAUAAAGAAUGGAAAACACAAACAUCCACCACUUCUAAAGUUCUACAAAGUGAAGAGCUUUUGGAAAGUACUAAAGCUCCUAUUAACCUUGAUAAAGAAUGGAAAACACAAACAUCCACCACUUCUAAAGUUUUGCAAAGCGAAAAGCUUUUGGAAAGUACUGAAGCUCCUAUUAAUCUUGAUAAAGAAUGGAAAACACAAACAUCCACCACUUCUAAAGUUUUACAAAGUGAAAAGCUUUUGGAAAGUACUGAAGCUCCUAUUAAUCUUGAUAAAGAAUGGAAAACACAAACAUCCACCCUUUCAAAUGUUCUACCGAGUAAAGAACCAUCUAAUAAUAGCAAAUCUAUAGUUAAUCUUGAUGCUGUUUGGAAAGCUCAAGUCCCUAUUUUGAAAAGUUCUGAAAGUGAAAUAGGAAGUUAUCUUACAAAACCAGUAAAUAAUUUGGACACUUCAUUAGAAAAUAAAAAAUCUACUACAACUAAAAUUACAAAAACCCUUCCAAAGUCCCAAUCAGUGUUAUUAGAGGGAGAUGACAAGAACAUUGUGACACUUACAGAUAAGAAUGAAGUUCCCCAUGAAGAAAUAGACUUAGUUAAGGAAACAGGAACUAAUAAAGCCGAACCUGACACAGUUCUUUUAAAUAAGCAUCGAAAUUUACCUGAUCCAGUAUUGAAUUCUAAUAAAUCUUUAGAAAGUAGCUUGAACACACCUUUCAGCCCCAUUCACACUUCACAUGUUUCUGAACCAGUUUCAAUUGUUACUAAAAAAAAAUACUUCUCCGAAGAUGGAUUCAUACAGCACCCCACAGCAACCCAUUUUUAAAUCUGCCUCUUCAGCAAGAAUAGAAAACUUGGGAGAAUCUUUACAUAGAGACCUUGAUGAUUCCAAACAAUCAUUCCAAGAAAAGACAGGGUUUACUGAAGUGAGAGAAAAAUCUAACAGCACAUCUGUUCCAGGACAUGUAGAUUGUGUACAAGAGAAAUAUAUGUUUUUGUCGGACAACGUGGAAAGAACAGAAACAAGACAAAAUUCAAAUACAGUAGCUUAUGAAAACCAGAAUGAAGUGAACAAAGAAGAGGGAAUAGGGGAAGAUGAAAUCAGUGAAAUAAGUGACAUAAACUUGUCUGUAGAGAGCGUGGAAAAAGCUUUAAUGGAUGUACAAUCCGAAUCAUCUUGGUAGCUUAUUUUACAGAAAAUUUAUUCAACAUCAUGAGAUUCUUAUACAUGUUUGAUUCAUUGCUCUCGUGAUUUUUAUAAUUCAUGUUCACAAAAAUAUUCUGUUUGAAUAAACAACAAAAGAGGAUGUUA